This is a messenger RNA of Alternaria conjuncta, 2238 nucleotides long. RefSeq lists its product as uncharacterized. The record is from RefSeq and is a predicted model, not a curated record. NCBI's taxonomy places the organism in Eukaryota, Fungi, Ascomycota, Dothideomycetes, Pleosporales, Pleosporaceae. The transcript has 4 exons. The coding region runs from base 1 to 2238 and encodes 745 amino acids.
AUGCCCUGGGCCCCAGCUCUAACGGAGCAACAAAGGCGGGACACACCACAAGACAGCGUCGAGAGGGUCACAAGUGCGAUACGGAUGAUCAGACCAUGUAGCGGCACUGUAGACGACCACGGUCGAACCGCGCCGAACAUGUUUCACCUCCUCGACUGCGGCCAUGUUGUCGUUAUCGAUGGGUCGGAUACGAGAUGCGGUAGCAACUGCCGAUACCCCAUAAAUGGGGCCAACCCACAGUUCUCAGAGACCCUCGGAAUUCCAGUAGACCACUACCUCUUCCAGAAAUACCGUCGACGUUCUCUCGCACUCACACGCGGAGAAAUCGUAGCGGCUCUCCAGAUUCCGAACGACCUGGUCGACAACAUAUUGGCGGCACCGUUCCCCAAUCCAGACCUCCAAGAGCACAAUUUACAUUGUGGCCACAAGGUCUACUGUGUUGCUCAGCAACCUUGUGGUCAGAACUGUGAGUCUGACAAGCCCUGCCCCACGCAUCCCUUGGCACUUCUUCUCAACAAGGACUCCGGCGUUAUCUUUUGUCAGGAGUGCGUCUUGAGAGCGGAACGGCUUUAUACGAGGUAUGAGGCGAAGGAGAAGGAGUUGGAGCGACUCAUCGACCUCACCGCGGGUUCGCAUCAUCAGCAAACCUUCAUCAACAGCUCGAUGGGUAAACAGAAGACAGUCACGACGGGAAAGUCGCCGGGACGUCCUCGCGGUGGCGCCAAAGGUGGUAGCCGUGGUGGCGGCCGACCGAAAGGCAGAGCCUCAAAGUCGGCGACUCCAGCGCCAUCAGCGCCAGAAGCUGUACCUGAUAGACCGGGACCCAAGCUACUGUUCAAGCCAUCGGUGGGAAGAUCGGACAGCCCAGCGCAGGAGCGCGACGCGACACCGGGAUAUAGCGAGAGAGACGAUCAAGACGACGACCUUCCUCAGCAAUCCGAAGAAGCGGCGCCGGUCACGACUCGCACUGGACGAGCGAUUCAAAAGCCAAACCAAUACGACGCCGCUCAGGGUAGCGAGAUCGAUGCCUUCAUUGACCAGGCUGAGGAAGAUGCUAGAAACGAUGGCAGAGGAACCAUCGCGAGUGAUCCAUCGUACACUACACACAAGGCCCAAGAGCAGAUGAAGCAGCCGCCAAAGACACCAAAGCCAAGAGGACGUCCGCCCAAGGACCGCACGCCGUUUGGCGCCGCCGCUAGGAAAUCAGUCGAACAGUACGGGAUGUUCGCGUCCCCUGCCGUGCCUCCCCCGUUCGUAGCAGACAAAGAAAUAUACCUCAUCCUGAGCAACCUCAAGAGCAACGCCAAAAUCAACCUCGACCUUCCCGGCCUCACCGACGCCGCCAACCCAUACCAGGCCCUACCCUACAGCGCCAAGACCCUCACCCAGCUAUACAUUGUCUGCUACCAAGAGAAGUUCUGGGAUCUCUGCGACAUGGUAGCCGACACAUGGAUCCGCAAGUUCCACGACCAGCGCAAAAAGGCUCAAGAAGAUAAGGAAAAAGACGAGAAAAAGGAUGAGGAGAAAACAGAGGAAAUCUGGCUCCCGAAUCGAGCGCUCAAUCGGCGCAAGCGAGUCGCACAACAUGCGUGGCGGAAGGGCAAGAACAUCCCGGCGGAGUUCGAUCAGUUUCCCAGAGACUACGACUUGGAGGUCACGGAUCCUGAGCUUGACAAGGAUGUUACUUCGGUUCACACUGACCUCCUCAACUUACUUUACACAUAUACAUCACCGAGAUGUGGAGCGAGACUCCUCUGGGCCGACGCACUCGCCCUGGGCGGCGACAAGACCGAGCACAUCGUCGGGAAAGUCACGCGCAAGGGCUUCGCUCUACACCCCGAGCUCCUCUUCGACAUCAUGCAAACAAGUCUGCGCAUGGUCCGGCGUAACCUCACACUGAAGAUCGAAGAGAGCACCGAAGGCGCAUGGUGCAAGCGAUACCACGAACACGGCAAAAACGGCAACGCUUGCUACCGACAGCGCGCGUCGAGGGUUGACGAGGGCCUAGAGAUGGCAAUAGAGCUGUCUAGGAACAGGGAAGAGGUUGAAGGGGAGGGCGUAGCUGAUGAUGUGGAUUUGAUAGAGGAGUUGGAGUUGGCACUGUGGGCGCAGGAGCAGGAAGACACUCCCAGGGCUGAGAAGAGAGGGCGCGAGGAUGGUGGUGAGGUUUGUCCGAGUAAGCGGGCUAGGUUUGUGGGGGAGGAAGAGCAUGCUGAGGGGGACUCUGAGGAGGAUUGA